Macrosiphum euphorbiae (potato aphid) is the source of this 756-nucleotide messenger RNA. NCBI's taxonomy places the organism in Eukaryota, Metazoa, Arthropoda, Insecta, Hemiptera, Aphididae. The record is from the annotation of a GenBank genome assembly.
AUGGAUGAUGUAAAUUAUUUGGGUAAAGAAUUUGACAACUAUUAUGGUGUUGUUUUUACAAACAACGGUGACGACAAAGUAAAUAGCUCAUAUCAUUUAUUAAAUACAGAGAAGCAACAUGUAAAAGUAUGCCAAGUGUUUUUAAGAAAAGUGUUUUCAUUAUUGAUACUUCAAUUGUUUGCAUUCAACUUUAUGGGAUUUUUUUGUUUAUUUACACCAAAAAUACGUUUUUUUAUUUAUAACUUUGAAUAUAUGUUAUCGAUUACAUUAAUAUUAAAUGUGGUUGUACUUAUUUUUUUACACAUGAAGCGCAAGCAUUAUCCUGCUAACCUUAUAAUCUUAAUCAUUUUUACUGUUAUAGAAGCUUGUACUGUAGGAAUUGUAGUCACGUCGUUUGAUUUAUUUAUACUGCUACAAACAUUAUUACUCACCUUAGUUUCAAUGAUAGCAACAACAUUAUAUUUGAGUAAGACAAAGAGAGUGGGCUUAUCGUUGACUGAAUAUUGCAUUCUGCUGAUUUCUACUAUAUUUUUGUCCGGUGUACUAGUACAAAUUAUACUGGGCAGUACUACGUAUGAACUUAUAUUCUCGAGUGUCAGUUCAUUAUUAUUAUCAAUGUUCCUUGUACAUGAUGCUCAAAAAUUAAUGUGGAAAUUACAUCCCGAAGAUUUUGUUUACGGCACCAUCAGUAUAUAUUUUGACAUAAUCAAUUUAAUUCCUUAUGUACUUCAUAAAGUUUACAGCUUUAGGGUAUAA